CUCCGAUAGCCGCAACGCCCGUUUCGCGUAUCAUGACUUCGCACUCUAUCAACAUUUAUAUAGCUGUACUGUUUCGCCAUAGGGUGUCCGAUAGCUCUGACACCUCAAGAUUGUUGCGCGACUGUCGGCGUGAAAUGGGCGGCGUGCUGGUUCCUUGAAAGCUCCUGAUAGACGUUUCAAAAUGGAGGAAAGGCCACGCAAAGCAGCGAAGAGGUUCGCGAGCGGCUUCCCCACGCAACACAGCGUCAGCCCAUCUCCUCUCGUGGAAAUACCCCAGGACCUGCUGCACCGCAUCAUUCAUGUGUACCUAUCUCCUGCUGACGUGCUGGCAUUUCGGGCGACAUCGUCCGCGCUGCGCCACGCCGUCGACACAAGCCGCGAGAACAUAUGUAUUCACCUCCCACACCUCCAGCAGUUCCUUUUUCUCGACUUGUGCAGCGAGGCCGACCGCGCAGCAGCUCUGCCGGAAGCUGCUCAGGGGCGCGCUGGGGCAGGGGCGUCAGAGGGCGCGGGCGCGGCAGUGGCUGCGGACGUUGCCCCCGGCCGCUCGGCCUUCCUGCAUGCGUUUUCCAGGUGGCCCCGUCUUCGCGACGUCUACGUGCUGGGCGAUAUGCCGGAGGGCCUGAUAGCGAGGCUGGUGCAGGAUGCGAUAGCUGCCCAGCGCCUGCCCGAAUUGCGGCACCUGCUGCUGCACCGCGUGUGCUGGGCACCGCCGCCGGCCGCAGCGCUGGCAGGCACACAGGCAGGGCACCAGCAGCAGCCGCAGCAGCACCAGGCAGGCCAGGCUCAGGGAGGAGGUGGAGUAGGAGGAGGGGCAGGACCCGGAGGAGCGAUGCAAGGCGCGGCGGAAGCCGGCGUGCCGCCUCCUCCUCCCGCGCCGGCCGCGAACGCAGCGCCGCCCGGGGCUGGCUCAUGCUUGCGGACGACUGCAGUGGCCGCGAUGCUGGUGUGUGAGUCAACGCUACUGGGCGCAUUGACGCCGGCAGAGGCGGUGGCGGAGCUGGAAGCAAUGGACCUGCCGCGCGGGCCGCAGCCGCUGGUGCCGCCCGCCGCACCCGCCGCCGCUGCUGGUGCCGCCGCUGGCGGCGCCGCAAUCGGCGCGGGCGGGGUCAUGCUGGCCGCCGCGCUGGGCUUGGACUUGGGACCCGAGCUCCUCCAGCAACAGCAGCAACAGGCUGUGGAUCUGAUGGCGCCGGCGGCGGCUCCGAUGGCGCCGCCCGCGCCGGUCGUGCCGCCUGCCGGCGGCGGCGCAGCCGCCGGCGGCGGCCACGGCGGCGGCCCCGUGCCUGUCGCCUGGCCCGACAGCCGCGUGCGUGACUCCGUGUCUCAGUCACUGGUGCACUGGCUGGGGCACCUGGCGGGGACCCUGGCCCACGCCGGCGCUUACGACGAGGCGGAGCGGGUGGCGAAGCUGUUGUGGGUGCCGACACUGGCGGAUGUGACGCGGGCCACCCUGGCAGCGGUGCUGCUGGCGCGCGGGCUGCCGGCGCGCGCGGCGCGGGUGCUGCUCGGCAUGUUCCAGCCGCGCCACGGCUGGGCGCUUGCGGAGCCGGUGCUCCAGGCACUGGAGCGGCAGCUGCAGCCGCCGGGGGAACAGCAGGAGCGGCAGGAGCAGCCGCCGCGUCAGGGCAGAAGGUUGAGAGACACGUGGCCGGUAAGGCCGCCGGCCGCCGGUGACGGCCCGGCGGCAGCGGGCGGUGGCGGGCGGCGCUCCAAGUUCGGACCCGCCGUCCAGCCGCCGGCGCCGGCGCCGGCGCCGGGCGCGCAGGCAGCAACGGCGCCCGCGGGUGCAGCGAACGGGGCGGCGGCAGGGGUUGCAGGACCCGGUGGAAGCGCAACGGGUGCAAAGGCAUCUGGGUCGGGGGCAGGCUCGGCAGGCUCGGACGCAGAUGUGGGUGGAUCCGGAGGCGGCGACGCUGCCGCUGUCGCUGCCGCCAUCCCGUCGGCCGACAGCGAGACGGCACAGCUGGCCAGCCGCCUCCGCGACGCCAUGGCUCCAUUUAUGGAGGACGCCGGGUUCUUUGGCGGUAUGGGACUGGGCGGCGUCGGCGUGUUCUCCCCGGGCAACCACGCCGUCUUGCUGGGCGGCCCAUCGCAACUGACCCGGGCGUUUCUGGACGCGGUUGCUGACUGCGCCGCUGGCCGGCCGGCGGUGGGGCUGCAGCGCCUGGCGGCUCACUGGGUGGCACGGCGGCGGCAGCUUAAGCAGCGCCGCGCAGACCUGGCGCGAUCGGUGGUGCGCGCGCGGCUGCGCGUCACGCAGGCGAUGGCGCACGUCACGCAGGCGCUGAGGUUGGGGCGUGCAGCUCAGGCCGCGCCGGCGUCGGCGGUGGGCGCACCUGGGCCGAGGGUCUACCCCGCGGCACCGGUAGCGGGGCCGGCGGCGGUUGAGGAGCCCGGCGCUCCAGGUGCGGCCGCGGCAGUGGCGGCGGCGGCAGCGGGUGAUGACGGCGUCCAGGCCGCCGCCGCCGCCGCGCCGCCAGGUGAGGGCCCCGGCGGUCAGCAGGAAGGCGGCGGCGCCGCCGCCGGCGACGCUGCCGCGGCCGUGCCGGCCGGCGACGAUGAGCCGCCGCCCCUGGCGCCGCCGGCUGCAGCCCAGGCCGGCAGCGACAAUGACUUCCUGAGUGACGACACGUCGGACAGCGACAGCGACAGUGUGCUGGACGGUGCCGCCGCCGCUGCUGGUCAGGGCGCCGGCGGCGCUGGAGGUGGCGCUGGUGGCGACGGCGACACCGGCCGGCGGCGGCGCAAGCGCGGUGACCCGCACAGCGCCGCCGCCUGGCGGCGGGCGUGGCUGCAGGCGGAGAUUGAGCUGCGGUCGCUGAAGCGGUCGCUUGAGAGCCACGACCGGCGCGCUGUGGAGGAGGACUCGGAGUGCGCCUCUGCGGUGAACGAGUACCUAAGCAGGCAGGUGCUGCCGGCCGCGCGCACCCACCGCUACAGCGCCUGCUGGCGCCGUGGCGGCUGCCCCGCGUUGGAGGCGGCGCCUGGGGCCGGUGCUGGUUCCGUGGCGGGGGCCGGGGCUGGGGCUGGCGAUCGGCAGGCGCAGGCAUCUGGUGCUGCGGCAGCAGGCGCUGGCGGGGAGGGCGGUGCUGGCGGGGAGGGCGGUGCUGGCGGUGCUGGCGGUGCUGGCAGCAGCAGCGGCGGCGCCGGCACGCCGUCGCCGGGGCAGGUGCAGGCGAUGCAGGUGCAGCUACUGUCGGCGCUGCUGCAUAUGCUUGACAGCUUCCUCCCCGAGCCCGAACCCGAGCCCGAGCUUGAACCCGAGCUGGAGCCCGACGCUGCAGGCGAGGGCAUGGACGUGCCCGAGAGCAGCAGCGGCAAAGACUCUGCUGCCGCAGCCGCAGCCGCAGCCGCAGCCCGCCGGCGCGUUGCACGGCGUCAGGCCCGCAUGCAGCUGCUUAAGCCGGUGAUGGCAUGUCGCGAGGCGCUGACGUCUCUGUGCGCGCUGCUGCUGCUGGGCAGCGGCUGCGCCGCCGCCGCCAGUCGGCUGCUGCGGGCGGUGCGGGUGGGCUGCCCGCACGGCCGGGCGUCGCUGCUGGACCGGCUGUGGGCGCUCACGGGCGCGGGGAGCACGUGGGUGCGCGCGCUGCCCUUCCACGGCAGCGUGACGGUCGCGCCGCGGCCGGCGCUGCUGUGGAGGGAGGAGGGCGCGUCCAAGCAGGCUAACGGCGCGAGGCAGGGGCAGGAACAGGAGCAGCCCGCCGGGGGACCGGCAGAGGCAGCAGGCACCGCGGCAGCUGUGCCAGUCAGCUGCGGCGACGGAGCAGGCGCCGCCGCUGCCGCCCAGGCACUGGCCCCGCCGCCGCUGGGCCCUCAGCAGCAGCAGGCACCGGCUGCGCAGGAGGCGGCGUGGGCGGUGCCGCUGCCGCCGGUGGAGGGCUUUGAGCACCACGGCGGUGUGGGCGGCGGGCCCGACGAGUGGGAGGGCCUGGGCGAGGGCAACCAUAUGGAGGUCCUGGAGGACGUGCCGGGCAGCCGCAUCUACUUCCUGGACGUGCAGCCGCUGUGGGUGUUCGGCAUGGGCGAGCUGGAGGAGUUCCCGGGCCCCCUGGACGACGACGACGACGACGACGACGACAUGGACGAGGCCGGGGACGGCGAGGCGGACGCGCUGAUGGACGACCUCGUGGCUCAGCAGGAGGUGCAGCAGCAGGAGGGACAGCAGCAGGAGGGACAGCAGCCUGCGGAGGCGUGGGGGGAGGUGGGCAUGGAGGCUGCGCCCGAGGCGGCCGCGGCGCAGCAUCAGGCAGCAGGCCAGGCGGCCGCGGAAGCCGAGGUUGAGGGCAUGCAGCUGGAUGCUGACGCCGCGGCGGCACAAGCCGCGGCGAUGGAAGCGGUGGAGCCGCCGCUGGAGGCGCCGCCAGCGCCGCCGCCGCUGCCGCCGGACUUCCCAGCCGCGCAGCUCCUGCCAGACGCCAUCUUGCAGGGGAUCCCGCCGCCGCACGCGGGCCCGCAGGGCCAGCCGCACGGCCAGCCGCACGGCCACCCGCCCGGCCAGCCGCACGGCCAGCCGCAGGGCCAGCCGGCGCCGCCGCCGCCACUGCCGCCCGGCUUCGUCCUGGACGGCCUGGACGUGGAGCUGCCGGAGCAGCUGCAGAUGCGGCUGCAGGAGGAGCGGCAGGUGCGGCUGCUGACGCGCGCGGUGCGCUGGCUGUGGUCGUGGGCGCCCAGCGGCACAGCCAGCUUCAGCCCCGCCGCCACCGCCGCCGCCGCCGCGUCGCAGUUCGCCAGCGGCGGGCCUUGGGCGGCGGCGCCGCACCCUUGCCGCGUGUUCCAGGCGCAGCCGGUGCUGGUGCAGCUGAUGCGCGAGGUGGUGAACGCCGUGCUGCUGCCCAGGCUGUUACAGGGGGAUGUCGGUGGCGUGGCGGCAACGCGCGGCGCGGUGCUGGCGGCGGUGGGCCUGGCGGGUUCGCCGGCCGCGCCAGUGGUGUCGCUGGACGCCAUCGCGCCGCAGCCCAGGGCCGAGGUGGGGCAGCGGCUGUCGUCGCUAGCACAGCUGUUCAAGCAGGGGCUGAUUAAACACUUCUUCAACUUGAAAUCGGCCGCAAACGCCGAGGUCGAUGCCGCCGCGGGCGAAGGAGCGGCCGGGCGGUUGGACGGCGCAGGGCCAUCGACGUCCACAGGCGCGGAUGCAGGUGGCGUUGGGGCUGCUAGCACCUGCGCCGGCGCGGGUCCUAGCAUCAGCGCGGCGGGCGGCAGCUCGGCUGGCGCUGGCAGCAGCGCAGCACCCGCGCUGCAAGGCGCCGCGGCCGACUCCGAGGCUGAGGCUGUCGAGGACGAGGACGGCGAAGCCGCCGCUGCGGCUACCACCCUCUUGGGCGCGGAUGAGGACGCGGACCUGGCGGACGAGCUGUCCAGCGGCGCCGGGCCGCCGGGCUGUCAGGAGGUGUGGCGCGCCUCUCUGGCGACGCUGAUGGCGGCGUGUGGCGGGGACCAGGAGGUGCAGCGGCGGGCGGUGGACGUGGUCCUGGGCAUCGCAGAUGUGCGGCCGCGUCUGUCGUCUGCGGUGAUGGUGGCGCAGGUGCUGGUGCAGCAGGGCCAGGCGGGCGCGGCGGCGGAGCUGCUGCUGAAAGCGUACGGCACCUGCGACGAGGUCGUCAGCAGCACCGCGCCGGCGGCAGCCGCAGCAGCAGCAGCAGCAGCAGCAGACGCGCAUGCUGCUGCUUCGGCUGAUGCUGCCACGGCCAUGGACGGAGUCACGGAAGACAACAUGGCGGGCCCGUCGGGCGGAGGCCUUUCAGCUGCCGCAGAUUCCUCCGCAGCAGCAGCUGUGGCCGCAGCGCCAGCAGGCGCGGACGCCAACACCACCGGCCGUGCCGCGGCCCCAGCAACGGCAAUGACGUCCACAGGCAUUGCGGUCCGGCGCGAACCCGAGCUGCAGUUCCGGAUGACGGUGUCCGGCCUGCCGUCCCUCCUGUGGGCCUGUGCGCACAUCGAACACAUGGCACGCAUGGUGACGGCCGCUCCCUCCAGGUCCGCUCCCAGCCCCGACGCCGCCGUUGCGGCCGCCGCCGCGCACGCUCCCGGCCCAGACGUGGCGGAGGCGCCCGCGCCCGGCAUCAACCUGCCCGCUGGCUUCGGCGCAGCCCUGGCGGCGGCGGUGGCUGCGGCGGCGCCAGCCGCCGCCCCGGCUGCGGCGGCGCCGGCCGCAGCCACCGCCGCUAUUAGCGCAUCAAGGGCGGCGGAUGUUGCCAAUGCGGCGGCGCUUGUGUCUGUGAUGCGGGCGCUGCCGCCGGUGUUCCUGCACCGGGCCAUGCUGUCGGCGCCGCUGGCUCUGAGCCCCGUGGAGGCUGUGGCGCGGCAGCUGCUGCUGGGUUCGCUGGGCCGGGCAGACCCGCUCAUCGGUGAGGGUGACAUGGCUCUGGCGCUGCGGCAGAUGCUGUACUUCAGCAAGCUCACGGCCGUGCCCUGGGACGACGCCCACGAUGCCACUCGGCCCCUUGCGGAGCGCGAGGCGGCCGGCGCUGGCGACAUGCUGGCGAGCCUGAUGCAGUUGAUGGACUCGACUCUGAUGUCGGCCAUAAUGGGGCAGCGGGGCGGAGCCGCCGCCGCCGCCGCCCUUGCUGGCGCCGCCGCCGCCGGUGGCGGCGGAGGAGGAGCAGGGGCUGGCGGCGCUGCCGGCGGCGGAGGCGAAGGCGGACCGGAUGUGGAGCCGGGCGUCGGGGCGCCGCUGCCUGCGGCGGGGCACCUGGUAGCGCAGGCGGCGGCGUUAAUCGCGGAUGCGUAUGCACAAGCGGAUUCGGACUCAGACUCGGCGUUGUAUGAUGACAGCAGCAGUGAGGAUGGAGAUGGUGGUGGUGAGGAGGGGGAGGCGGCGGACAGCGGUGCGGAAAUUAGCGAGGAAGGACAGGAGGGCGACGGCGACCGCGUGGGCGAGGGCGCGGCAGGCGGGCUAGUAGCCAGGGUGGGAGCGGCAGCUGGUGGGGCUGGGGCUGGGGCUGGGGUUGCUCAUCAUGGGGCACAGGCCAACGGCGGCCGCGGCGGCUUGCCCGGCGAGCGGGGUGCUGGGCCACCGGAGCUGUUGCCGCCGCGGCCACCCCGCCAGGCAAGCGCGCCGCGUGGCGCUGUCGCCGGCGGCGGCAACGCCGGCGGCGCCGCAUUGAGGCGCGUGCCCGCUGUGCUGAGGCGCCUCCGCAGCACGCCGGGUCUGCUUCGCGACCUGCUCGCGGAGUUUGCGGCGUCAGGGCUGUUCACCCUGGCGCCCUCAGCCCAGGCAGCCUGGGUCCCGGGCCUCCCCACGCGCUCCUCCUCUGGCGCCACAUCUUCGCUGGUAAUGCCCUCGACGGCUGCGGCUGUCAUGGGCGCCACGGAUUCCUCCUCUGCGCUCCGGGCGUGGCGGCGCUGGCCCGCAGGGCUGAUCGCCGCGCGGCGGCUUCCGCGGCUUCUGGCGGCGGCGCUGCUGCCAGCUGACGUGGCGCCGCUGCUGGGCGGCAUUUUGUACAAGACCGCCGACAACUGCUUCCGCGGCAGCCUGCUGUAUGCGCCGGUGAUGGCGGCGGCGGCGGCCCGGGAUGUGGGCCUUCCCGCGCUGGGGCCAGCAGCUGGCCGCCUGGUGCGCGCCGGCGUCUUCCGGCUGUGCACCACCAGCCUGUCCUACGGCGUCCAGCAGCGGCGACUGGAGGCACACGAGGCAGCGCUGGCGGCAAGCGCCAGCCACACCGGCACCGGCACGGGCACCGGCACUGUCGCUUCCCGCCGCCUCCGUGCUCAAAGCGGCGCAGCUGCUGCCACACAAACAGCUGCAGUUGCGGCUGCUACCAACGCUGCUGCGGACACCACCCGGAGACGCAAGCGCCGCUCCCGGCAUGUCGCCCGGCACCGCCCAGACGACCUUGUACCAGCCGGGUCCGCAUCCGCAGCUGCAGCUGCUGCAGCCGCGCUCGCCGCAGCGCCCCGGCUGCCGCGUGGCACGGCGCGGAGCCAGCCGGCACAGGCGCGGCCGCUGCCGCGCGCCCGCACGUGCUGGGGCGCCGCCGCGGAGCUGCUGCUGCGGCUGUAUGCGCCGGUGUGGUGGCGGGAGAUGGGCGUGACGCUUCGGUCGCUGCAGCACCUGGUUGACCUGCCGGCGCGCGACGUGGUGGCGCCGCUGACACAGCUCAUGGCGCUGUGCAUGCACCCAGCGGCGGAGGCGUUGGGGCCGAGGUUGCGUUGCGACGAGCGGGUGCCGAUGCCCAUCAGGACGUGGGAAACGGUCACGCUGCAGGAGAUCGCGGGGUUCCUCCUCGCCGACAUCCCGCCCCUGCCGCCGCCGCGGUCGGGACCGCCGCUGCCCGCCUGCGUGACAGGCGCCGAAUGGCAGGCAGCAGCCACUGAUGACUGCCCUCCCGCUCCAACCUCGCACGCAGCGGCUGCGGCCGCGGGCGCCGUCGCGACAGACCUGCCACUCCGCCGUUUCGCACGCUCCGGCGACAAGGCCGUUUUCCAGGACUCCACAGCCAUCCCAUUCUCGGAGCUGGGCCCACGGGACGAUCCGCUAAAGGACGGUUUGUCGACUGUGACGAGCAGGGUGCUGCUACUGGGCUUGGCAGCCCUGGCCGACAGCCGCAGCCCCCGGUCCGGCGACCGUGCGGGCGGCGGUGGCGGCGGCGGCGGCGGCGGCGGCAGCGGCGGCAGCGGCGGCGGCGGCGCAUCCACGUCAGCGGCAGGGGUCCCGGGCCGCGGCCGCGCCGGGGGCAGGCGGGGUGUGCCGGGCCUGUCAACCGCUGCCCGAGUCUUGACUGCGCUGCAGGUGCCACCGGCUGCGGUGGCGGAAGUGCUUCAGGGCGCGCUGCAGGGUUACUUGGACGCCCCUCGCCGACCCGCAGUGCAGUCACCGCAGCAGCCGCAGCCGCAGGCUAAUGGAGGUGCGGUCCUGAGGCAGCAGCCAGCAGACCUGGUGGAACAGGGCCGGGCGCAGCGGGGCCCGGAGGGAGGGGCGAUGCGCGCAAGGGCGGCGGGGCGACCGGUCACGGCGGGAGGCGACUCGGAUGAGGACCAGGCUGGAGAGGCGGAAUCCGCUCUGGAGCUGCAGGCGAAGCAGGAGCUUUUCGUCGCCCUAUUGGACCGCCUGCGCGGCCCUGAUGAUGCAACGGGCAGCGUGAGCGUGUCCAGGCGUGGGAUGCAGCAGCCGGGGGUGGAGUCGGCGGCUGGAGCAUCGGGUGCGGCGUUUUGGAUGCCUCACUUGGUGCGGGAGCUGCAGGCGGUGCUCGCUGACAAAGGCGUAGCGGGGGCGGGGGCUGCGGAUGCCCGGGAACACCGGGGGCUCAGACGGCGUGCGGAGGUUAUUUCAUAUUUGCUGAAGCAGUAUGGGAUGUUGUAGCGUCUCAGCCCAUCCUCAUGUGAAAGGGGAGUGCUAGAGCACCUAGGCACAGGGAGAUAGGAUGGCAGGGAUAGCCGCGAGGCAAGGUAGCGUAGGUAGCGAAGAUUUGCGUUGCGUUGUGUUGGCAGAAGGCAGUGUUACAGAAUGAUGUACGUAGAUGUCAUGCGUAGUCUUAGCAUGAAUGUUGCGGCGCCACAGCGUGGGAACAGCUGGCACGGACCGUCAAAGGCGUUGUUCAGGCGCACGGCAAGGGGCCAUGCGGGGACGCAAGGUGCCAUGUGUGCGUGGAGCAUCGCAUAGAGAGUGGCUUUCCCUUGCGAGGCUUCAUACAGCGAACUGCAUUUUUGAGCAAACACCAUUUUCAUCAAGCGGCAAGUUGCGUCAAAUACUGUAAAGACAG
This is a messenger RNA of Chlamydomonas reinhardtii, 9701 nucleotides long. RefSeq lists its product as uncharacterized. The transcript has 10 exons. The record is from RefSeq and is a predicted model, not a curated record. Lineage: Eukaryota; Viridiplantae; Chlorophyta; Chlorophyceae; Chlamydomonadales; Chlamydomonadaceae. Bases 182 to 9301 code for a protein of 3039 amino acids.